AUGUCGCCUAAGCCAAAGCCCUAUCUCCGCCGUCUGGGAUACAUUGAGAUGUACCAGUCUGGCAUGCACAACCUCAACUACUACUGCAGCACCAUAACUACAUGUCGCUACACCAUCCCGCAAUCACUCAACCACAAGCAACUCGUCACAGCAUUCGACGAAGCUGUAGCGCAAACAGUCGUUCAAUUUCCUCUCCUUCAAGUCGGUCUUGUAAGCGAAGGUACAAAAAAGCCAGUCUGGGUCGCCCUCGAUACAAUUGACUUGGCAGACCACAUCUUCUGGGAUAUCCGACCUGAUUCAACGAAUUACGAUGAGGUGUUUGAAGCGAAUCUGAAGUAUCAGCUUGACACCAAAUUCGAAAAUCUCGAGACGAAACCAGGAUGGAGAUUACUUUUGAUGCGCCCACUGACAAGCAACUUUGUGGAUGUCAUGUUUGUGUGGAAUCAUUCGAAUAUCGAUGGCAUGGGCUCAAAGAUCUUUCACCGCACACUCCUCAGCAAUCUUGCCCAACCAUCAGCAACUUCACCCCUCAUCCCAGGCUCGAGAAUUAUGAACACGGAGAUUUCGAAGGAGACGUUUCCUCAGCCACAGGAGAAACUGGCCAAGCACAAGGUAACAAUGGGUUUCGCCAUGUCAGAAAUCUGGCAUAACUUCGGCCCCAAAGCUUUUUUGUCGUCGACUGCCAAGGCGAGAUGGGCACCUAUCUUGCCAACACCUUACAUCACGCGCAACAAAUGUAUCGAAGUCGACAAACUUACACUGAAGAACCUUCUUGGUCUUUGUCGGCAGAACGAUACGACGCUUACGGGACUUCUACACGGAAUUGUCUUGGCUUGUCUAUCAGUGCACCUCUCCGAAGGAAAAGCCAAUGCUUUCAACGUCGCUACGUCGAUGGAUCAGCGGCGCUUCAUGACGGAAGAAAACCGAAGGUCCAAGUUCGCGUCUUUGGAUCCAUCGACCAGCGUGCAGAACUGCGUGGCUUCUAUAUACCACACUUUCGGUCGCGACAUCGUCAGCGAUAUUCGCGCCGAAGCACGCAUCAACAACUGGCCUUCACAACCAAUCCCCGGCCUCGAGCCCUACAUCUGGCGCGCAGCACGAAGUAUCCGCGAUGACAUCGAAGACCGCAUCAGUCUCGGCCUAACAAACACUGUCGUUGGAUUGAUGAAGCUUGUUACAGAUUGGCAGGAGUACCAUAAGACUGCUAUUAAAAAGCCAAGGGAGCUAUCGUGGGAUGUUACGAAUCUAGGCGUGAUUGAUGGAGGCGAGAAUGGCUGGGCGGUUGAGAAGGCGAGGUUUAGUGUUUGUGCUGAUGUAGCUGGUCCUGCGAUGAUGAUCAAUGUUGUUUCGGUCAAGGGUGGUGGUUUGACGGUUGAGAUUUCGUGGCAGGGUUUGGAGGAGUUGGAUGAUGUUGGGAGCAAGUUGGGGGAAGAUGUGAAGGUUUGGCUGAUGAGACUGGGUGCUUGA
Fusarium coffeatum is the source of this 1467-nucleotide messenger RNA. RefSeq lists its product as uncharacterized. Gene Ontology annotation, molecular function: N-acetyltransferase activity. Bases 1 to 1467 code for a protein of 488 amino acids. NCBI's taxonomy places the organism in Eukaryota, Fungi, Ascomycota, Sordariomycetes, Hypocreales, Nectriaceae. The record is from RefSeq and is a predicted model, not a curated record. The transcript has 2 exons.